Messenger RNA from Uloborus diversus, 2178 nucleotides. RefSeq names its product transcription elongation regulator 1-like. The record is from RefSeq and is a predicted model, not a curated record. NCBI's taxonomy places the organism in Eukaryota, Metazoa, Arthropoda, Arachnida, Araneae, Uloboridae. Gene Ontology annotation, cellular component: nucleus. The coding region runs from base 1 to 2139 and encodes 712 amino acids. Gene Ontology annotation, molecular function: RNA polymerase binding; transcription coregulator activity. The transcript has a single exon.
AUGAAUCUAAAUGUAAGUAAUGCGCCAAACAUUGUGACUCCUGUAUUACCUCCUGUUUUCACUGCUCAAAAUGGAACUGCAACCGAUUGUGCCUUCGAUGUUCAUUUGCCAGGGCUUCGAGCAGAAAGUAACUCUACCACUUGCAGUGAGUUGCCUGUUUCGCCAGUUCCUUAUUGUGAAAUUUACUCACCCAAACAAGAUGGCGAUGCACCAACUGCAGAAGGAUUGAUAGGUUAUGAAACAAGUACACUUGAAUCUGAUGCGUCUGUUUCUGUUGUUAAAACUAGUGUUUGUAGAGAAAUUGUUGCCAAUGAAUUUACUGUGGCAGAUUCGGACAAAGAGCAUGUUGAUUCGUGUGGUGAACAACAAAACGAAGAAAUGAAAGAAGAGACAACCCAAUCGAUUGUGGAUGAAAGCCCUAAGGAUUUCCAGGCAGUUAUGGAUGAAUCUGCACCGGAAUCAGAUCACGGUUUGGAGGGUGGAGAAAAUAUAACUUCGAUUAAUGUUGAUGAUAAGUCCCGCCCAACCUCCUGCACUCCAAUAUCAGGUACUUCCUGGUGUGUUGUUUGGACAGGAAACGGCAAGGUUUUCUUUUAUGAGGCCAGUAGUAAGUAUUCUGUUUGGGAAAUGCCUAUUGAACUUAAGAACAGACCAGAAGUGCAGAAACUGAUUGAAGCUCCACCUGUUAUGAAAAAGCAAAACCAAUGUCAAGAAGAGCCAAAUAAUAAAAAAAUAAAGACAAGCGAAGAAAUAACGGCAACGCGUGACUCUCCUGUCAGUGCAACAGAAGAAAGUGCGGUUGAGUUCGAGACUAAAGCAUUACAAGAAAGAGCAGCUACGCCGUAUGAAGAAAGAGUAGAAAAAUUUCGUCAAAUGCUUGUCGAGAAGAAUGUUUCUGCCUUCUCAACAUGGGAGAAGGAAUUGCAUAAAAUUGUGUUCGAUCCCCGCUAUUUGCUCCUGACGUCAAAGGAAAGAAAACGGGAAUUUGAAUUAUUUAUUCGAGAAAGAGUCGACGAAGAAAAGAAUGAGAAGAAAAGACAGCACCGUCAAAUGCGUGAAGGAUAUCGGAGCCUUUUGAUGGAAGCCGGAAUAGAUUCUAAAACGAAAUUCAGUGAUUUUGCCCAAAGAUAUAGCAAAGACGAGCGUUUCAAAGCAGUGGAGAAGAUGAAGGAUAGAGAAAAGAUGUUUGUUGACUUUGUCAAUGACAUAAUCUUGAGCGAAAGAGAACAAAUUGCACGCGAGAAGAAACUAGAUGAAAAUUUUAUUGAACUUUUAAAAGAGCAGGAAAUCGGCGAACGUACCACUUGGGAAGAUAUUGAAAAAGUAGUUUCAAAUGAUGAACGCUUUCAAGCUAUACGUAGUAAUUCGCGUAAACGAAAUCUUUUCUAUGACUUUAUUAAGAAGAGUAGCCAACAGAAAAUGGAUCCAAACACAACUCAACAAGAACGAGCCAGAGCCAGUAUCAAGAGCCGCGAGGAAGAAGUGAAACGCGAUUUGUCUGCACUUCUGCAGGAACGGGAAAAGGAGCAAGCCCAGCACAAACACGAUUCCGCGGUUUCUUGUUUUAAAGCUCUUCUCGUAGAUUUGGUGAGAAAACCGGACGAGAGCUGGAAAUCUGCUAGGAGUGUCAUGCGAAAAGACCACAGGUGGGAAUCUGUCCGACACUUGCCGACAGCCGAGCGUGAAAGACUCUUUGAGGAACACAUUUCCAGUUUGAAUGUCAAGAAGCGUGAAGCGUUUUGGAAACUGUUAGAUAGCAUUUCUGAAAUUGAUUUGACCAGCGCCUGGCGCGAUAUAAGAGCCGUUGUUAUGCAUCAGCCAGCGUGCAUCAAAUUUUCAAAGGACGAGAAAAAGUGUGAAAGGGAAUUCAAAGAAUACCAAAGAGAUAAAUUUAAUGCAGCAAGAUUUGAUUUCAAGCAGCUUUUGAAAGAGACUAAAACUAUUACUUAUAAAUCAAAAUCCCUGAUGUGCAACCCACAUUAUUUAGAAUCAAUUGAAGAUGUUCUAAGGAAUGAUAAACGUUAUCUGACACUUGAAAAUUUCAAGACAGAAAGAAAGGAAAUCCUUAUUUCUUACAUAGAGGAACUUCAUGAAGGAGGUCCACCUCCACCUCCCACUGCAACUGAUCCACGACGUUAGUGAUUAUUUGAGCUCAGAUAAAUUUUAAUGUUUGUAAUU